Molecule: messenger RNA, 1197 nt
Organism: Mycotypha africana
Lineage: Eukaryota; Fungi; Mucoromycota; Mucoromycetes; Mucorales; Mycotyphaceae
Product: mitochondrial carrier domain-containing protein
Exons: 6
Coding region: 90-1010 (306 amino acids)
Biological process (GO): transmembrane transport
Cellular component (GO): peroxisomal membrane
Molecular function (GO): coenzyme A transmembrane transporter activity; ATP transmembrane transporter activity; FMN transmembrane transporter activity
Source: RefSeq, a predicted model, not a curated record
CUGACUUUCUCUUUCCAUCUUCUCCUUCUUUUCUACUUUUUGUCUUUCGUCUCUGCAUUUUCCUUUUCCAAAAAAAUUCUGUCAAUAUAAUGUCUGAUAACGUUGCUCACGCUCUAUCAGGUGCCGGUGGUGGUAUUGUUUCAAUGGUUUUGACUUAUCCACUAGUCUCCAUCAGUUCUCGGCUUCAAGUACAGAAGAAUAAUGCCACAAAGGACGCUUAUAAGAAUACCUUGGAUGCAUUUGUCAAAAUUUUAGCAAAGGAAGGACCUAAGGGUUUAUACUCUGGUUUGAGCUCUGGUAUUUUCGGUAUCGCUGUUACUAAUGGUGUGUACUAUUAUUGCUAUGAAGCUGUAAGGGCUAUUUUUGAAAAGGCUAAAGGUAAGGGCAAGCCCAUGAGUACUGGUGAAUCUAUGCUUGCUGGUGCCCUUGCUGGUAGCGCUGUCGUUUUUGCUACUCAUCCUAUUUGGACAGUCAAUACUCGUUUGACUGUUAGAAAAGGUGUUGAAGGUUCUGAUAAGACUGUUAAACCUUCUGCUUUUGCUGUUGCCGCUCAAAUCCUUAAGAAUGAAGGAUUGCCUGGUCUUUAUGCCGGUGUGCGUGCCGCUUUGAUCCUAGUCAUUAAUCCCAUCAUUCAAUACACUGUUUUUGAACAGGUGAAGAUUAAGGUCUCUAAGUACAAACAAUUGGGCAAUAUGGACUUCUUCCUUUUGGGCGCCCUAUCUAAGCUCUGUGCUACAGCUAUUACAUAUCCUUACAUCGUUAUCAAAUCUCGCAUGCAAGUUAGUCAACAAAAUGAAGAAAAAUACACCUCCAUUUAUGACGGUUUCAAGAAAAUUAUUGCAAGCGAGGGUAUUGCUGGCUUAUACAAGGGUAUAUCCUCCAAGAUUGUCCAAUCUGUUUUGACAGCAGCUUUCCUUUUCCUUGCUAAGGAAGUCUUAUUCGACUGGUCCGUGUGGGUCCUUGUACUUCUUGGUGCACGAAAGCCUCGCAUUGCUGCUGUUAAGGCCUAAAUUUUAACUACCAGUAAGAUCUCUUACUCCUUCGUUAUGUAUACUUAUUUAUCGCGCCUUAAUGUAUAAAUAUUUCAUUGGAAUAGCAGUUUGCCAUUCCUGCAAUUACCCCUAUACGUCGUCAGGAGGACAAACAAAAUAAACCUUUAGAAUUGUUUCUCGAUAGAAAAUGUCUUCGAUAUUCAGC